AUGCGCAGCCAUGUGGCUGCCUUGGAAGCGAACGGUAUGGUAUACCAAAACAACCGGGCUACGUGGGCCUCAGCCCCAAGGAUCGUGCCGAAGAAGGAAGUCGGCGACUUGCGCAUGACGAUCGACAGCAGGCCGAUCAACGCCUGCACGGAGCCGAUGCCUUGGCCGAUGCCAAACCUGGACAGCGCGAUGGUCUGUCUGGUCGGAACGAACGUGUACUUCACGUUGGACUGGACCAAGGGGUACUGGCAGUUGCCGCUGCAUGCGGACAGCCAGAUGUACUUCUCGUUUAUGACGCCCUUCGGAGUGUACACACCGACUCGCGUGCUCAUGGGACAGACGGACGCUGUCGCGUACUGCCAGUCGGUUGUCCACCAAAUGUUUGGUGAGCUGCAGUUUCGAGGCCUGUUGGCCUGGCUCGAUGACUUGCUGGGGUCCACCAAGACAACGGACGAGCUGCUCGACUUGUUGGACCAAGUCCUGUCCAUCUGUGCCCAGUUCGGACUCAAACUGAGCCCGCAGAAGUGUCAUUUCUUUCUGCGCGAGGCAGAAUGGUGUGGCAAGCUGAAUUCAAGGACUUGUGGACUUGUCGCCGCCGACGACCGCGGCCGACCUCCAGCAGUUUGUGUGUGCCACCAACUGGAUGCGUGCGAGCAUCCCCGGCUACAACCAGCUGGUGGAUCCGUUGCGACGUCUGCUCGACGUGGCCACCAAGGCAGCCGGAAGCUGCAAGAAAACGGCGUUAGUGCGUGUCGCACUCCCUUCCGUGGGAUGGUCAUCCGACCAUCUCAAGUGUUUCAACGAUGUGAAACACGCGUUGGCGCAUGUGGUGCCCCUGUCGCACCGCGAGAAGACAUGACGGUGUGCGUCUUCAUGGACGCCAGGGACCUGUUUUGGGGUGCGGUCGCCACACAAGUACCGCCAGCGGACCUCGACUUGCCUCUCGAAGUCCAGCGGCACCAGCCGCUUGCGUUCAUCAGUGGGUCGUUUUCUGGCGCGAGUGCGCGUUGGCCCAUCGUGGAGAAGGAGGCCUAUGCCGUGGUCGAGUCGUGCAAGAGACUCGACUACCUGGUCGUACGCCCGGGUGGUUUCCGUCUGUUUACAGAUCACCGCAACCUGAUGUACAUCUUCAACCCAAGUGGCUCGAACGCCAACAUGGCCAAGUACCAGGCCGACAAGUUGCAGCGAUGGUCGCUGGUGAUGUCGACCUUCCCGUACACCAUUGAGUGCGUCUCGGGUGACACGAAUGUAUGGGGCGACCUCCUGAGCCGAUGGGGUUCGGUUCCGGCGGAUCAACCAGUUGCGAAUGUUCGCAAGUUGAUCCACGUGGUGUCGCCCUUGCAACAAGUGGAUUUCAAGUGGCCGACAGCCGCUACGAUCAGCGGCAUCCAACGUUCAACCAUGGAAGGGGGAGGGACCCCCCCAAACGGCGUGGAUUGGGACGACGACUCCCAUUUUUACGUGGACCCAGACGGACGAAUCUGGAUCCCAGACGAUGGCGGUUCUCACUUCAAGAACGAAGUGAUCGAGAAGAUGCGGAAGUUGGUGGGUGCCCACCAUCAUAUCACGACAGCCUACAGUCCUUGGGCGAACGGGACUGUAGAAGUAGUCAACCGACUAGUGCUGCGCGCCGUGAAGGCGCUGCUCAGCGAAAUGAAGCUGAACGCGGACGAAUGGCCGCAUGUGUUGCCCCUCGUUCAAGGCGCCCUUAACCAUCAGCCGGCGGACCGGCUGGGAGGAAUUGCGCCUGUGACAGCGUUUACCGGCCUGUCAGCCAAGGCCCCGCUGGCAGGAGUUGUCCACCCGACGUCCAAGGAAGUUUACGUCACGGACUGGCUUGGCGCCGCCCGUCAGAAACAUGUGACGGACCUCCAAGUGGCGCUAGAAGAAAUGCACCGCAACGUGGCGCAGCUGGUGCCACCGUAUGAAGUCACGGUCCACCAUGCGUGCCGACUGAAGAUGUACCACGAAGGUGGUAGCGAGGUGACCGAAGACCUCGAGGCGCAGAUCGCGUUUGGCGAUGGCGGAUUUCAUGUGGAGCGCCUGGACGAAGCGCGCUGCGUGGAUGGCCAACACCAAGUUUUGGUGAAGUGGCUUGGACUUGACGAUGAAGAAUCGUCCUGGGAACCUGCGGCGAAUUUGCUGGACGACAUUCCAGUCGUAUUUCGCAAGUGGGCGGCGGCGAACAAGGAAGUCCCUGCCGCCCUCAUCAAGACACUGGACUUUCCGUAG
Messenger RNA from Aphanomyces astaci, 2232 nucleotides. RefSeq lists its product as hypothetical. The record is from RefSeq and is a predicted model, not a curated record. The transcript is spliced from 4 exons. Gene Ontology annotation, molecular function: nucleic acid binding. Bases 1 to 2232 code for a protein of 743 amino acids. Lineage: Eukaryota; Oomycota; Saprolegniomycetes; Saprolegniales; Verrucalvaceae. Gene Ontology annotation, biological process: DNA integration.